UUCACCGCGUUUAAAGGACCGUAACUGAAUUCGCGAAUCGACAAAACGGUCCAAUAUAAUCAAACAUUUGACGCCAUUCCUUCCAGUAAGAUGAAGAAGGCGUGCUUGCUGUGCCUACUCGUUUGCUUAAGCACUGUAAAUGCCUUAACAAGAAAACAGGAGGCUGCCGAGCAAAGUCGUCGUAAAGCAUCGUUGCCAACUCAAAGAAAGGAACAACUUGGUAAGGAGGAGCAAGAAAAAUACGAGGACGAGGACGAGGACGAAGUUUCGGAUCAAUGUCCUGAGCCAAACGGUUUCUUUUCCGACGCUGAACAAUGCGACAAGUACUAUGAUUGCAGAGAUGGCAAAUUUACGGAGAAACUUUGUCCCGAUGGUCUCGUAUUCAACGACUUUAGUCCGCUACACGAAAAAUGUGAUUUACCUUUUGGAAUUGAUUGUUCCAAGAGACCAGCAUUACAAAAACCUCAAGCAUCGCCGCACUGUCCACGCAUGCACGGAUAUUUCGCACACGAGGAUUCGAGAAUCUGCGACACUUUCUAUUACUGCGUCGAAGGGAAAUUCAACAUGAUUACGUGUCCCGACGGAUUAGUAUUUUCCGAGAAAACUGGAAUAUGUAAUUGGCCUGACGAAGCACAAAAGAAGGGCUGCGGAUCUAGGGAAUUAUUUAAUUUCACAUGUCCGAAAGUUGACGAUUCGGUUGCAGCAACUCAUCCGAGAUACCCUGACACCGAAGAUUGUCAAUAUUUUUAUGUAUGCGUUAAUGGUGAAAUACCAAGGAGAAGCGGAUGUAAACUUGGUCAAGCAUUUGACGAACGAACUGGAAAAUGCGAUUGGGCUAGAAAAAUUCCCGAAUGUAAGGACUGGUACAAGGAUCAAUUAACCGAUGAACAAUUAGAUGCAUUAGAAAAUCCGCCACCAAAACCAAAAGCAACUGGUGGACCAAGUAGAAGAAAAGGAGCUCGACCAGCUUAAAAGAAAAAAGAAAAAGCUUUUAUAGAUUCUUAAGAUCUUUUACAAAUUGAAAAUUGUCAUCUACAAUA
Messenger RNA from Polistes canadensis, 1040 nucleotides. RefSeq names its product probable chitinase 3 (gene Cpap3-b). The coding region runs from base 91 to 972 and encodes 293 amino acids. The record is from RefSeq and is a predicted model, not a curated record. Gene Ontology annotation, cellular component: extracellular region. Gene Ontology annotation, molecular function: chitin binding. The transcript is spliced from 4 exons. NCBI's taxonomy places the organism in Eukaryota, Metazoa, Arthropoda, Insecta, Hymenoptera, Vespidae.